AUGCGUGUGUAUCAAUGUGCAUGUGUGCAUGCAUGUGUCAGUCGAUUAGCGAGUGGACACAGCGUGGUCGAGCAUGCAGCUUUCAUUGAUCAUUACCAACCCCCUGGCCGACACUCUGGACCCAUCAUGGAGUCAGGAAAGCAGCUAACGGGUACAUUGGCUCUGGCUGUGUUCACAGCAGUUCUGUCGUCCCUGCAGUACGGCUACAGUCUUGGAGUCAUCAACGCGCCCCAGAAGGUCAUUGAAAAGCAUUAUGGGCGGACGCUGGGGGUGUGGUCAGAGAGGGCCGCUGUCCUGUCAGGAAACAUCACAGAAGAAGACGGGUUCCCAGAGGCGGGGCAACACCCUGCCGUGGUCAUGUAUUGGUCAUUGUCGGUGGCAGUCUUCUCCAUCGGUGGCAUGUUAUCCUCCUUCCUGGUGGGAAUUGUGGGAGACCUGAGAGGGAGGAUAAAGGGCCUGUUAAUGAUCAAUGUUCUGGCUGUGACUGCCGGACUGCUCAUGGGUCUUUCCAAGAUGUGGAAGACUCACAUCAUGAUCAUCUCCGGCCGCGCUGUUAUGGGCCUUUACUGUGGGUUGACACUUGGGCUAGUGCCUAUGUACAUUGGAGAGAUUGCACCCAAGGCUUACAGAGGGGCUCUGGGAACAUUACACCAGGUGGCAGCUGUCACUGGCAUCCUAAUCAGCCAGGUCAUAGGCUUGGACUUUGUGUUUGGCAAUGAUGAUAUGUGGCCCCUGUUGCUUGGUCUGUCUGGAGCUCCGGCCGUAUUACAAACCUUCCUGCUGCCUCUAUGCCCUGAGAGCCCCCGGUACCUUUACAUUAUAAGGGGCAAGGAGCAAGAGGCUAAAAAAAGUCUGUAUCGUCUAAAAGGGCCGUAUGAUGCAUCUGCGGAUCUGGAAGAGAUGAGGAGAGAGAAAGAGGAGGCAGACAGGGAGCCCAGGGUCUCUAUCCUUUCCUUGAUCCGCUCCUCCCUGUACAGACAGCAGCUGUUUGUUGCCCUCAUGAUGCACCUCUCCCAACAGUGGUCUGGCAUCAAUGCAAUCUUUUAUUACUCUACGGAUAUCUUUACUCGGGCCGGUGUCCCUCAGCCAGCCUUCGCCACUAUAGGAGUCGGAGUCCUCAACGUAGUCUUCACUCUGGUGUCUGUUGCGCUGGUGGACAAGGCUGGCAGGCGCACUCUGACUCUGGUUGGACUAGGAGGGAUGUGCUGCUGUGCAGUUGCCAUGACAGUGGGCCUCAAAUUACAGAAUGAAUACUUGUGGAUGAGCUACGUCAGCAUGUCAGCUGUCUUCCUCUUCGUGAGUUUCUUUGAAAUUGGUCCUGGUCCCAUCCCAUUUUUCAUCGUUGCUGAACUGUUCAGUCAGGGACCUCGGCCUGCAGCCAUCGCUCUAGCUGGCUGCUGCAACUGGACCAGCAACUUUGCCGUAGCCAUGGCCUUUCCGUAUAUACAGACUUGGUUGAAUUCUUAUGUGUUCAUCCUGUUUGCUGUGCUGCUUUUCGGCUUCACCAUGUAUAUUUAUUUUCGGGUCCCCGAGACCAAGGGCAAAACCUUUGAGGAGAUUUCUGCUCUCUUCCACAAGGGCCGGAAGAAGUUGGCACAGGGCCCCAAAAAUGGUACUGAACUGCAGGAGCUCAAAACAUCCACAGAUGCUUGAAACAACAGCGUGUUUGUGUGGUUUAUUUGUAUGCAUGUGCAAGGGCGUCUUCAGCUGUCACUAUUUCAAAUGUGUUUUUGUACAUUUAUCCAUGUAGUAUUAUAAUUACUUGAUAAAUGAAGGAGUCUUUACACUAGAUGACAUUUUUUAAUCAUGUGCUACACAAAAACCAACAGUGACUCACAAUAUUGUGUUUAUGUUAUAUGGAGUGGGGUUUACAUUUAAUCCAAGUAUAAACUUUCAGUAUUGUGACCAUGUAUAGUUAAAGUGGCUAUGAAUAUUUUAUUACAUGCCUGUUUGUGUGUGACAGGGCUUUUUUGAACCUACAGAGAUUUUUGACCCGACUGCAGUUCCCCUGAGCUUUAUGGCGUCAUUUAUUGUUUUAUUGUUCACUUCCACUACUACUUGUUUCUCCAGGUUUACCUUCAAAUAAAUGCAGUUAAAAAAAUAGAAUUGUGAAUUUAUUAUUGUGUUAUCUACUCCUCCACCAUUUUCUGUCUU
Molecule: messenger RNA, 2154 nt
Organism: Anarrhichthys ocellatus (wolf-eel)
Lineage: Eukaryota; Metazoa; Chordata; Actinopteri; Perciformes; Anarhichadidae
Gene: slc2a2
Product: solute carrier family 2 member 2
Exons: 12
Coding region: 1-1653 (550 amino acids)
Biological process (GO): dehydroascorbic acid transport
Cellular component (GO): plasma membrane; brush border
Molecular function (GO): D-glucose transmembrane transporter activity
Source: RefSeq, a predicted model, not a curated record